This is a messenger RNA of Kickxella alabastrina, 451 nucleotides long. RefSeq names its product nucleolar RNA-binding protein. The record is from RefSeq and is a predicted model, not a curated record. The coding region runs from base 127 to 321 and encodes 64 amino acids. Gene Ontology annotation, molecular function: telomerase RNA binding; box H/ACA snoRNA binding. Gene Ontology annotation, cellular component: box H/ACA snoRNP complex; box H/ACA telomerase RNP complex. NCBI's taxonomy places the organism in Eukaryota, Fungi, Kickxellomycota, Kickxellomycetes, Kickxellales, Kickxellaceae. Gene Ontology annotation, biological process: snRNA pseudouridine synthesis; ribosome biogenesis; positive regulation of telomerase RNA localization to Cajal body. The transcript has 2 exons.
CUUUGACACUGCAAAAAACAAUUGAUCCAUUUUCCCUGCUUUUCUCGAAUUUUGAAGUUUUUUGUUGUUCAUUUUCGCACUCUUUACUUUUUUGUCAUUUUAAAUUAACACAUUCUUCUUCUCAAAAUGCAUCUUAUGUACACCUUGGACGCCAGCGGCAAGCGCUCCUACACCCUGAAGAAGGCCACCACUACCGGCGAGAUCACAAAGUCUGCGCAUCCCGCUCGCUUCUCGCCCGACGACAAGUACUCCCGGCAGCGCGUUACCCUGAAGCGUCGUUUUGGAAUCCUCCCCACACAGCAGGCCGAUAUCGCCGUCUAAGACGGUCAAACGCACCUCCAGCGCCAUGUUUUUUUCGCGCAUGAUGAGCGCGCAGGGCUGCAACUUUUGUGCUUUUUCAUCUUUUUUCUCUGUCGCUUUUGAAAAUAUAAAAAUGCUAGUGUAUUCUAAA